Messenger RNA from Populus nigra (black poplar), 2746 nucleotides. RefSeq lists its product as uncharacterized. The coding region runs from base 325 to 2373 and encodes 682 amino acids. Gene Ontology annotation, molecular function: poly(A) binding. Gene Ontology annotation, biological process: regulation of mRNA stability; mRNA processing. The record is from RefSeq and is a predicted model, not a curated record. NCBI's taxonomy places the organism in Eukaryota, Viridiplantae, Streptophyta, Magnoliopsida, Malpighiales, Salicaceae. Gene Ontology annotation, cellular component: cytoplasm; nucleus. The transcript is spliced from 9 exons.
CCAGUGCAACGUUAAAAAACCCAUGCCGAAAUUUAUCUCUUUUAAAAAUUCCACACCCCUGCCAUAACUCCGGAAAUUUAAAAUCCUCUGGGGUUUUUUUAUUUCCAUGAAACCCCAUAAUUCUCCCCCACUUUCCCGAGAAAAUCUUAACCCAUCCGCAUUUACUUAUGACACCAUCUCUAUUAAUGUCGAAGAAUUUUUAUUGCCGCUUAAACCCUCAAACUUAGGGUGUGUUUUCAGAAUCGUAGACUUUCAAUCAUUGUUUUUUUGCGGGCGAUUUAAUAGCCGGAAAAUUUAAUCAGGGUUUCUGAUUGUUUGAGAGAGAUGGGAAGCGUGGAUAAAAAAAUUAGGGUUAAUUUCAGUGGAGAUGGAGCCGCUUUGUUGAGAGAUAGAGUUAGCGAGAAGCUCAAGGAGUUUAUGGGCGAUUACACUGACGAUGUUCUUGUGGAAUAUGUAAUUGUCUUGCUGAGAAAUGGCAGGGAUAAGGAAGAAGCAAGAAAUGAAUUGAAUGUUUUUUUGGGGGAUGACAGUGAGUCUUUUGUAUCCUGGCUGUGGGAUCACUUGGCUACAAAUCUGGAUUUGUAUGUACAGCCUCAGGAGACUGGCACAGAUGAAGUGGCCAGAACAAAUCCCACACUGGCAGAACAGACUGGGGGGAAUGAAUCUCAUCAUAUGGAUUCUGAACCCCAAAAAGUGAAGCCUGAUAAUUCAUAUAGAGGCCGGCAUAAAAGAGAAUGGAAAGGUGUAGUGAGAGAUGUGAACCACCGGCCUCCUCUUCGAAGCUCUGUGGUUGUUAAUAUUCAUCAGGAGGAAAAAACUCAUUGCGAAGUCAGUCGUGCAAGAAGAUCUACAUCUCCCCAUCCUCCACAGCAGAAGAAAAGGAGUCAGCAUGAUGAGCGACAACAUGUGAAGCAGAGGGACACAGUUUCUCAAGCAACCAGUCGUGCUCCUCGACGACUACUUCAGUUUGCAGUGAGAGAUGCUGUCAGAACUUUGAGACCAUCUGGCAUGGUAAAAGAACCCUCGCUGAAGCGUCUUCGCUCAGUAGUGUCUACAUGUACUGAAGACACAUCAUUGGUUGAUCGUCCUAGGAGGCUCUCGUCAAUUGCAAGAGUUCCAAACCCCAUGGCUACUGUAUUAAAAGCUGUGCAAGAAGCUGCUGAAGAUGUAGUAAAAGUUAAAUCUUCAGGAAGUGUGUUUGACCGGCUUGGUCGUGAUAUGGAUGCAUCAUUGACCACUGAACAAGUCACUGAAUUUAGAGAUGCCGCUGUUGAAGAUGACAAAUAUGAAGAACUUAAUGGAAUUCAGGAGCAAAACCACUCAAACUAUCCUCAAAGAAGCAAGUACUGUGGACAUGCAGGGGCUAUGAAUAUGAUGGAGCAUGAAGCUGGAUUGACUUCUGAUUUGAUGUCUGAUAAUGAAGGUUAUGAUGAUGCCAAUGUUGUAGAUCAUAGGGUUAUGGAUGUUUCUCAUACUGGCACAUCUUACGGAAGCAAGGGUGAGGAUGCACUCAUGUCAAAAUACAAUUUAGCUAAGGAUCAGUCAGCUGCAAACACUUCUCUUAAAAUAGUAAACAUUUCUGUGAAUGUGAAUACAUGGAGGCCACCUCAUUAUCAAGAACCCAGGGAUGCUGCAAUGGAUAAUCAGAAAUCGGUUCAGAAUAAUGAAGGAAAUGCUGGGAGAUUUGGUGCUAAGCUAAUGAAGGAGGUUAGCAAGCCUGUCUCAGUUGGUAAUGGAAAUGCAAAACCUGCUGGUGAUAUUCAGCAAGAACCUCAGAAGCCUCCAUCAUCUGCAUCCGGUCCAUACACUGCAGGUUGCCCCUUAGAAGAUGCUGAUUCUCGAACCAUUUUUGUUAGCAAUGUUCAUUUUGCUGCAACUAAGGACAGUCUGUCUCGGCAUUUUAACAAGUUUGGUGACGUACUCAAAGUGGUUAUAGUAACUGAUGCAGCAACAGGACAACCAACAGGGUCAGCAUAUGUGGAAUUUAUGCGCAAAGAGGCAGCAGACAAUGCAUUGUCUCUUGAUGGCACCUCGUUUAUGUCACGUAUUCUGAAGGUCAUGAAGAGAAGCUCUUCCAACCAAGAAGCUAAUCCUAUUACAACAUGGCCCCGCAUUGCCCGUGGAUCUUCGUAUACUGCUGGUAGGUUUUCUAGAGCAGCUUUUCCAAGAGGCACUCCUGCUGCAUUUAGGCCUCGGCUCCAUGUGAAACCUGGUGCGAGAAGUUUGCAGUGGAAGCGAGAUGCUCAAGCUACUCCAGCUGGGAGUAGUGCUGCAGUCUCUGGCAGCAGUGUUGUCUCCCCUUCUGUCCGCAGUCUCACCUAUGUCCGCACAGAACCAAAACCAGAUCGGUGUUCGGGUACUGCUGGAGUUUGACAGUUCAUGUUUUCUUUUCCCUGAACAUCCAGAUUUUGAUCGGAACAGGUUGCAUAAAAAUGCCUGAAUCAGAACUCUGGCAGAUUUUUUGGUUCUAGGAAGGAGAUGAAUCCACAGAUCCUCAUCCUCAGAUUAAGAUUUUUCUGUACAUGGAGGACAUAUGCUAAAAUUAGCGAAUAUUUGAAGUGUAGUGAACAGGGAGGGUUUCUUUUAGCAAAUAUUUUGGGGUUCUUUUUUGGAGGGGCUGGAGUUUGCUGGAUCUGAAUCGGAAAAAUACCUGGGACUCUCGCAAAGCUGUCCCACCCCUGAGUUAUAUACACCAUGAGAUUGAAUUUUGUGAAUAGGAAGGAAACAGUUGAUACCUUUGUCUUGA